Messenger RNA from Sorex araneus (European shrew), 10315 nucleotides. It is a transcript of the gene PTPN13, whose product is annotated as protein tyrosine phosphatase non-receptor type 13. The record is from RefSeq and is a predicted model, not a curated record. Gene Ontology annotation, cellular component: cytoplasm; cytoskeleton; nucleus. Gene Ontology annotation, molecular function: phosphatidylinositol 3-kinase regulatory subunit binding; protein tyrosine phosphatase activity. The transcript has 48 exons. NCBI's taxonomy places the organism in Eukaryota, Metazoa, Chordata, Mammalia, Eulipotyphla, Soricidae. Gene Ontology annotation, biological process: peptidyl-tyrosine dephosphorylation. Bases 171 to 7628 code for a protein of 2485 amino acids.
GCAGCGCGGGGUCCGGACGUCUCGGGCCCAGGCCGGGCGGGCGCGGGGAGAUGCGGCGCCUCCUGCCCGCCUCGGCGCGCUCCUCGUCCGGCUCCCUCGGCCCCCGGCGGCGGCCGGCCCCGAGCCCCGCGCCCCAGUAGCGGCGGACGCGGCGCCCGACGAGCGGUAACAUGCACGUCUCACUGGCGGAGGCCCUGGAGGUGCGGGGUGGGCCACUGCAGGAGGAAGAGAUAUGGGCUGUUCUGAAUCAGAGCGCCGAGAGUCUCCAGGAACUGUUCAGGAAAGUCAGCAUAGCUGAUCCCGCCGCCCUGGGCUUCAUCAUCUCGCCCUGGUCCCUGCUGCUGCUGCCGUCGGGCAGCGUGUCCUUCACCGACGAGAACAUCGAAGGUCAGGAUCUCCGUGCCUUCACCGCCCCCGAGGUGCUGCAGAACCAGUCCCUGACUUCCCUCUCGGACGUCGAGAAGAUCCAUAUUUAUUCUCUUGGAAUGACGUUGUACUGGGGGGCUGACCAUGAAGUCCCUCAGAGCCAACCCAUCAAGCUUGGAGACCACCUCAACAGCAUCCUCCUGGGGAUGUGUGAGGACGUCAUUUACGCGCGCGUGUCCGUCCGGACUGUCCUGGACGCCUGCAGUGCCCACAUCAGGAACAGCAACUGCGCGCCCUCAUUCUCCUACGUCAAGCAGCUGGUCAAGCUCGUCCUGGGAAACCUGUCUGGGAUGGACCCACUAUCCCAUAACUCUGAGCAGAAGCCUGACCGAAGCCAGGCGAUUCGAGACCGGCUGAGAGGAAAAGGUUUACCCACAGGAAGAAGCUCUCCUUCCGGUGUACUAGACACACACCAGUCUCCAUUCUCUCAGCAGACCUUUCUUAACAAAGGGCUUAGUAAGUCUAUGGGAUUUCUGUCCAUCAGAGACACACAAGAUGAGGAAGAUUAUUUCAAGGACCUCUUGUCAGAUCAUUCAGGACAUGAAGAUUCUGAAAAUACUUGCUCCCCUUACCAGUGCAAAACUAGUAGCCCAGAAAAAAAAGUUAUCCCUGGCAUUGAUGUGCUUCCCAAAAAGAAGAUUUGGGCUUCAUCCAUGGACUUGCUUUGCACAGCUGACAGAGAGGCGUCCGCGGGAAGGAGCGACAGAUACAGACACCGGCUCCCCGACGCGGUCGCGGUGAGGACUUCCGUUUCUCCUGGGAGAGCAGAGGCCAGGUACUCGGAUGGAGGCUUAGCCCUGGAUGGCUUUGGCCCUCAGAGAGCAGAGCAGGAGCUCCCCACCUCCUCAGCGAUAUCAAGUGCUCUGGACCGAAUUCGUGAGAGGCAAAAGAAGCUUCAGGUUCUGAGAGAAGCCAUGAAUGUAGAAGAACCAAUGCGAAGAUAUAAAGCUUACCACAGUGAUAUUUUUAGUACCUCCAGUGAAAGUCCAUCUAUUAUUUCCUCUGAAUCUGACUUCCGACAAGUAAGAAAGAGUGAAGUUGCAAAGAGAUUUGAAUCCAGCACUGGUGUCCCAGGGAUCGAUGAAACCCCAAGUCAAGGCCAGUCCCAGAGACCAAGCAGGCAAUAUGAGACGCCCCUCGAAGGCAACUUAAUUAAUCAAGAGAUCAUGCUGAAACGACAAGAAGAGGAAAUGAUGCAGCUGCAAGCUAGACUCGCCCUUCGACAGUCUCGGCUGAGCCUCUAUCCGGGAGACACCAUCAAAGCCUCCAUGCUCGACAUCUCCAGGGACCCCUUACGAGAAAUGGCGCUCGAAACAGCCAUGACCCAAAGAAAACUCAGGAACUUCUUUGGCCCUGAGUUUGUGAAAAUGACGGUUGAACCAUUUAUAUCUUUGGAUUUGCCACAAUCCAUCCUUAACAAGAAAGGGAAGAAUGAAGAUAUCCGAAGGAAAGUGAACAUCAUGCUGUUGAGUGGGCAGAGACUGGAACUAACCUGUGACACCAAAACCACCUGCAAAGACGUGUUUGAUAUGGUCGUGGCCCACAUCGGCUUGGUGGAGCACCAUUUGUUCGCUUUAGCCACGCUCAAAGAUAACGAGUAUUUCUUUGUGGAGCCUGACUUAAAACUAACCAAAGUGGCCCCAGAGGGAUGGAAAGAGGAACCAAAGAAAAAAGGCAAAACCACUAUCCAUUUCACUUUGUUUUUCCGAAUUAAAUUUUUCAUGGAUGACAUUAGUUUAAUACAACACACCCUGACUUGCCAUCAGUACUACCUCCAGCUGCGCAGGGACGUCUUGGAGGAGCGGGUCCACUGCGACGAUGAGGCUUCCCUGCUGCUGGCCUCCUUGGCCCUCCAGGCUGAGUACGGAGAUUACCAGCCAGAGGUUCAUGGUGUGUCCUAUUUUAGACUGGAGCAUUAUUUACCUCCCAGAGUGAUGGAGAAACUUGAUUUAUCCUAUAUUAAAGAAGAGUUACCCAAGUUGCAUAAUACGUAUGUGGGAGCUUCCGAAAAAGAGACAGAGCUGGAGUUUUUAAAGGUCUGCCAGAGACUGACAGAGUACGGAGUUCAUUUCCACCGCGUGCACCCUGAAAAGAAAUCGCAAACUGGAAUAUUGCUCGGGGUCUGCUCUAAAGGCGUCCUCGUGUUUGAGGUUCACAACGGAGUCCGCACGUUGGUCCUUCGCUUUCCAUGGAGGGAAACCAAGAAGAUUUCUUUUUCUAAAAAGAAAAUCACACUGCAGAAUACAUCCGACGGCAUCAAGCACGCCUUCCAGACGGACAGCAGGAAGGUGUGCCAGUACCUGCUGCAGCUGUGCUCCUCCCAGCACAAGUUCCAGCUGCAGAUGCGGACCAGGCAGAGCAACCAGGACACGCAGGACAUUGAGAGAGCCUCGUUUAGGAGCCUGAACCUGCAAGCAGAGUCCGUUAGAGGAUUCGGUGUGGGCCGAGCCAUCAGCACGGGCAGCCUGGCCAGCGGCACCCUGAGCAAGCUGGCCGUCCGACCGCUGUCCGUCCAAGCCGAGAUUCUGAGGAGGCUGUCGUGCUCCGAGCUGUCGCUCUACCAGCCGUGGCCGAGCAGUGCAAAGGAGAAGAGCGACGGAGCCUCCUGGGAGGACAAGCCCAGAGGGAUGAGCAAGUCGUACCACGACCUCAGUCAGGCCUCGCUCUGUGCGCCGCGGACACGAGCCCCGGCUCACGCGGAGGCCCCGCCGCAGAGCACUGCGGAGCUGGCGGGGAAACCCUCGCACCCCAGGGCGAGAUCUGACACAGGAUCUGUGGCGGGAGCCGCAAAACUCAAUAAUUCAAAGUCUGUGGCAAGUUUAAAUAGAAGUCCUGAAAGGAGGAAGCAGGAAUCAGACUCCUCGUCCUUUGAAGACCCUGGCCAAGCCUAUGUCAUAGGAAUGCCUUUGCAUAGUUCUGGAAAUUCUUCAUCCCAAGUACCCUUAAAAGAAAAUGUGGACGUGCUACACAAAAGAUGGAGUAUAGUCUCCUCGCCAGAAAGGGAGAUCACGCUGGUGAAGCUGAAGAAAGAUGCCAAGUGUGGCUUGGGAUUUCAAAUUAUCGGUGGAGAGAAGAUGGGAAGACUGGAUCUAGGGGUGUUUAUUAGCUCAGUUAUGCCUGGAGGGCCAGCUGACUUGGAUGGACGCUUAAAGCCAGGAGACCGUUUGAUAUCUGUGGACAGCGUGAGUCUGGAGGGCGUCAGUCACCAUGCUGCCAUUGAAAUUUUGCAAAAUGCACCCGAAGAUGUGACUCUUGUUAUCUCUCAGCCAAAAGAAAAGAUAUCCAAAGUGCCUUCUACUCCCGUGCACACUGCCCACGGCAUGAAAAGCUUCCUGAAGAAAGCCUCCUACCUGCAGGACGGCGCCACCUGUGCCCCCGAGGGCCACCGCUGGCCGUGCGGCACCCCGCGGCACGUCUCCGAGAACUCGUGCGGACUCCCCGGGGGCCUGCGGAAGGGAAGCCUGAGCUCUCAGGACUCUCGGACCGAGAGCGCCAGCCUGUCCCAGGGUCACCUCAACGGUUUCUUUGCCAGCCACGCAGGUGACCGCAGCUGGCAGGAGUCCAAGCCCACCAGUCCCUCGUCGUCAGUGAGAUGCAGAGCCGCGGAGAAGAGGAGGGCUUCUCUGGAGGGCAGCCGGAGCCAAGUCCAGAAGGCAGGCGUUCCGGAUGGGACCGAUGGCUCGGACCGCGGAGACUCAGAGGCGGAGGAGGCCACGUAUUCCGCCAGCCUGGAUCUGCAAACGCCAAAAAAGGAAUCUUCCUCCUCCAUGAAUACAUCCAACAAAAUGAAUUUUAAAACUUUUCCUUCAUCACCUCCUAAACCUGGAGAUACCUUUGAGGUUGAGCUGGCUAAAAAUGAUAACAGCUUGGGAAUAAGUGUCACGGUACUGUUUGACAAGGGCGGUGUGAAUACCAGCGUCAGACAUGGUGGCAUUUACGUGAAAGCUCUGAUCCCCAAGGGAGCAGCAGAAUGUGACGGUAGAAUUCACAAAGGUGACCGUGUCCUGGCUGUCAAUGGAGUUAGCCUGGAAGGAGCUACACAUAAGCAGGCUGUGGAAACACUGAGAAACACAGGCCAGGUGGUUCAUCUACUGUUAGAAAAGGGGCAGUUUUUAUCCUCCAAAGACCAUGUCUCAGCCAGCCCACAGCCAGAGCAGGACACCCAAGGCCACACCCUAGAAGCAAUGAAGAAAAUGACUCCCCUUAAAGACUACAGCUUUGUCACUGAAGAGAAUACAUUUGAGGUCAAGUUAUAUAAAAAUAGCUCAGGACUUGGAUUCAGUUUUUCUCAAGAAGAUAAUCUUACAACUGAACAAAUGAAUACCAGCAUGGUACGGGUUAAGGCGCUCUUUGCUGGGCAGCCAGCAGCAGAAAGCAGAAGAAUUGAUGUGGGAGACGUUAUCCUGAAAGUGAAUGGCACCUCUCUGAAAGGACUGUCCAAACAGGAAGUGCUGUCUGCUCUCAGAGGAACAUCUCCGGAAGUGUCUCUGCUUCUCUGUAGACCUCCACCUGGUGUGCUUCCGGAAAUUAACACUGCUUUGACCCCGCUGCAGUCUCCAGCACAAGUCCUUCCCAACAGCAGUAAGGAGCCUGCUGGGCCGGCGGGAGUGGAGCCAGGCGCCACUAGCUCGGACGAAAACGAUCUGUCUGAGAAGAGCCAGAAGCAGCGUGUGUCCCCACCCAGAAGAGACAGUUAUAGCGACAGCAGCGGAAGUGGCGAGGAAGACUUGGUGAAGCCCCCAGCGGAGAAACCCGGCGGGAGCUGGCGCAUGGCCUCGGCCAAGCCCGCAGACAGUGGACUCUCCCAGGCGCGCCCGCAGCACGCGCCCAGCAAGAACCCAGGAGAGCCCGUUGGCACCACGCUCUACUGUCCUCAGAGAACACCCAGUCACGCCGAGUUGGGGGACGGUGCCCGUCCUUCCCCUCCACUGUGGGACAUGAGGCCUGGGCAGAGCUCUCAGCCGCACGCAGAACCGGAUGCCUCUCACCCAGCGGCCCAGUGUCACACGCCUCAUGCGUCUGCACCGGCGAGGCAAGGAAGCUUGACAUCCUCCAAGACUGACUUGGAAAAUCCCCUUGAAGACUUUGAGCUGGAAGUAGAACUCGCCAUUACCCUAAAUAAAUCAGAGAAAGGAAGCUUGGGUUUUACAGUAACCAAAGGCAGUCAGAGUAUUGGUUGCUACGUUCAUGAUGUCAUUCAGGACCCAGCCAAGAGUGAUGGCAGGCUCAAACCUGGGGACCGCCUUAUAAAGGUUAACGACACGGACGUCACGAACAUGACUCACACGGAUGCAGUGAACCUGCUGCGAGCUGCACCCAGAACAGUGCGCCUUGUCCUCGGGCGAGUCCUCGAAGUGCCUCGGCGGCCCGUGCCGCCCGCCCUGCUGCCCGACAUCACCCUGACGUGUGGCAGCGAGGGGCUGGGUUUUUCCUUGUCCGGGGGCCACGACAGCCUGCAGAAGGUGGUGUACGUCAGCGACAUCGACCCCCACUCCGCCGCAGCCCUGGAGGGUGACGUCCAGCUGCUGGACAUCAUCCACUACGUGAACGGCGUGAGCACACAGGGCAUGACCUGGCAAGAGGCGCAGAGAGCCCUGGACGCCGGCCUCCCCUCGGUCGUGCUCAAAGCCACUAGAGAUGGCCAUCCAGUGGUUCCCAGUUCGACGAGGUCUGCAGGGUCAACUCCUCGGCCACCCGUAGCCAAUGGUGAGGCUCAUCCUGCUGCAAGGCCGAGUGGCAAGCCCAGCCUCACGCCGACUCAUUCGUUCUCCAAGGUGAACGGGGAAGAGACGCGUGAAGCUGUGUGUCCCCAAGAGAAAAGCUCCAGUCCGCAGGCGGGCGCGGCAGGCUGGACUCGCCCCAAAGAAUCUGAUAUGCAAGAGGACGACAUGUAUGAUGAUCCCCAGGAAGCUGAAGUUAUCCAGUCUCUGCUCGACGUGGUAGACGAGGAAGCCCAGAAUCUCUUAAACCAGAAUAACGCAGCAGGACAGGCCUCUGGCGCAGGUGCCCUGGAGAUCAGCAGGAAGUUAUCUGAAGAGAAAGCAGAAGGUUCUGACCGUGAUGGCUCGCCUCUGCCUGAGGGUCUCCCAGAGUCUACCAAAAUUAAUGGCUGUGAAGAACAUAGUGAAGAAAAAGCACAGAGUGAAAGCUUAAUUCAGAAGUCAGAAGAAAAGAAGAUCAACGGCAAUAAAAUAUCUUGGGAUAAUGAACUGCCAAUAAACACAACCAACCACCAAGAUUCUGAUAAAGAUCACCCCUUUCUGACGGAGGAGGAGCUUGCGGCGCUCCCAGUUGUCAGAGUGCUUCCCGCUGGCAAGUACACUGGCCCACACCUGAAGUCAGCCAUCCGGACGCUUCGGGGUCUGCUGGACCAGGGCAUCCCGUCCAAGGAGCUCGAGAACCUUCAAGAAUUAAAACCUUUGGAUCAGUGUCUAAUUGGACAAAUGAAGGAAAAUAGAAGGAAGAACAGAUAUAAAAAUAUACUUCCCUAUGACGCCACGAGAGUCCCCCUCGGCGCCGAAGGCGGCUACAUCAACGCCAGCUUCAUCCGGAUCCCUGUGGGGAAGGACGAGUUGGUGUACAUCGCCUGCCAGGGGCCCCUGCCCACCACGGUGGGGGAUUUCUGGCAGAUGAUCUGGGAGCAGGGGUCCACCGUGAUCGCCAUGAUGACCCAGGAAGUCGAAGGGGAGAAAGUCAAAUGCCAGCGCUACUGGCCCGACGUCCUGGGCAAAACCACCGUGGUCAGCGACAGGCUCCGGCUGGCUCUGGUGAGAGUCCAGCAGCUGAAGGGCUUCGUCGUGCGGGCGAUGACGCUGGAGGACAUUCAGACAGGAGAGGUGCGGCGGGUUUCCCAUCUGAACUUCACCGCCUGGCCGGACCACGACACGCCCUCGCAGCCCGAUGACCUGCUGACCUUCAUCUCCUACAUGCGCCACGUGCACAGGGCGGGCCCGGUCAUCGCGCACUGCAGCGCCGGCAUCGGCCGCUCCGGGACCCUCAUCUGCAUCGACGUGGUCCUUGGACUCAUCAGUCAGGACCUUGAGUUCGACAUCUCAGACCUGGUGCGCUGCAUGCGGCUGCAGCGGCACGGGAUGGUGCAGACGGAGGAUCAGUAUAUUUUCUGCUAUCAAGUCAUCCUUUACGUUCUGACACGUCUCCAGUCCGAAGAGGAGCAAAGAGAGCAUCCGUUGCCCCUGAAAUGAUGUAGAGCAGACGGCCUCCUGGACCCCUCGCCACCCUCCCCCGGCCCCCCUGACGCCUCUGGUCUCUCUUCCAGAGAAAGGCCCGGCAGAGAUGCAGAGACCAGCGCCCCGAGCAACUCUGCCCGGAGGGCCUCUUCGGAGCAAUAAGGAAUGUUGAAAGGCUGAAUUUUUACAGCUAUUUUUAACCAAUGAUAAUUUUUUUAAUAUAACACUAAAUAAUGCGAUAUUAAGGGUGGUUUAGACAACGUUUGAUUAUCACAGACAUUAUUAUACAGACACAGUGCAUAUAUUUUUUAAUGUACCAAUCUUGUUUAUAGCAAAAUUCUUUUCCAGUAUUUUAAUGGAAUUCUUUUCUAGGGUAUACUUGAAACCAGUGUUGAAGCUUUAAAUGACAAUAAUACUGGCAUAGGAAGAAGUAGCAGAUGUUUACUGUGUUCUAAUGUUUACUAUAUAGAAUUGCCUGUAAUAUAUUUAUAUACUUUUUCAUGACCGUGGAGCUCUCAGACACGUAACUGCAUCAUCCUUUUGCCAUGUAUCAUAACCCUUUGUAAAUAAAAGUGCACCGAACCCUGCGCGAAGCUUGGUGUGAGCAAACACACAGGGUCAGCGUUUUCUGUGAACUCCCACUGGCAGCGAGACUGCAGCAGACGCCGCCCCGGGGGUCACGGGGUCAGCGGGGAGGCUCGGGUGUGUGGACAAACGAGUUCAGGAGCUCAGCCUCCAUCUCCCAGGCCCCUGGGAGUGGUACCAGCUGGUCGGGUCUAGCUGCCGCCUACGUCUGCACCUCCACGUCAUCAUUGCGGUACACUCACACCAGCUCAGCUGACAGGAUGGGGGGAUUGUGCACUUCCAAGUCCUCAUUGCAUUACGCUCACACCAGCCCAUCAUUGCAGUACCUUCACACCAGCUCAGCUGACGGGAUGGGGGGCAGGGGGUGAUGCACUUCCAAGUCCUCAUUGCAGUACUCUCACACCAGCUCAGCUGACGGGAUGGGGGGCGGGGGGUGAUGCACUUCCAAGUCCUCAUUGCAGUACUCUCACACCAGCCCAUCAUUGCAGUACCCUCACACCAGCUCAGCUAACAGGAUGCGGGAAUUUUGCACUUCCAAGUCCUCAUUGCAAUACACUCACACCAGCUCAGCUGACGGGCGGACGUUGGGGUGGUCGGAGAGCACCCGUCCUUCGGCCUGGGAAAACCCGUGUAUUGUUCUGCCUGCAGGGAGAGCGGUCACCAGGGGACCUGCCUCUCCUCUCGGGCUGGGCCGUCCUACUGACCCAGCCUCUGGCAGUGCCCCUCUCCUCGGCACGGGUGGCACCGCACGGGAUCUUGUGGGUUCACCCCCCACAGUUUGCCUGCCGCUGAGCUUGACCCGGGCCCUGCCGAGCCCGGUGCUCUGCUGCGGUCUGUUUCCGAGUGGCGUUGUCUGUGGACAGACACGGAGCUGAUGGCCCUGACCCACCUCGGAACUGGCUCGGGGGCUGGCCAGAGCGUCGACAGCCUGGCAGCCGUGGGCGGGCCGGGGUGGGAUGGAGAGGCCGAGCGUUCCUGGGCUUCACUGACUGCAGCGAGCCAAACCCCAACCCAGUGGCUGACACAAGUUAAGAGUUUUCUCGAGAAAACAAGUCCGGGGCUGGAGAGGCCCUACCGCAGGGAAGGCGCUUGUCUUGCAAGCAGCUGAGCCGGGUUCCAUCCCCCGCAUCCCGCACGGGCCCCUGAGCCCCUUCUGGUGAUACCUGAGUCCAGAGCCCCAGGUAAGCGAGGAGCUUUCCCCAGGUGUGGCCCCCAAACAAAAGGAGACGCAAGCUCAGAAGCUGGCGGGUGGAGGCUGGAGCCCGGGUUCAAGGGGCGGCAGUCAGGGCCGGGGAGAGCAGUGAAGACACGUGCCCGGCCUGCACUGUGGCCAUACAGGGUCCCGGGAUGGCGCCCUGACCUCAGAGCCAGCCCUGGACACCGCCUGGAAGGGCCCCUGAGCCCUCUGAGUGGUCGGGGCGUGGCCUCUGGACUCAGGGCAGGCUCCGGCACCAGGGGUGUGCCCCAAUGGCAAGAAACACAUGCACGAUGUCCCGCGGUCUCUUCCCCAGGCUGGGAAUGACAAGGGCAGCUCUAGCUCCUGGAUCCUGGGGGGCGGGGAGCCACCAGAGCACCGGGUACAAUGAGAAAGUCUCUGGGUGCCCAAAGAAGGGAGAAUUUUCCAAAGUCCCAAACAGACUGCCCCUUCUCACUUACUAGCAAGAGCUGCGUCACACAGCCGCCUCCAGCUGCGAGAGAGUUCUAGACUGUCCUGAGCCAGACCUUGGCUAUUAAUCAGGAAAUGGUGGAUGUUCGGAUUCCACCAGCAGCCAAUGCCUUCCCGGUUUUGCCAGGUCCCACCAUUCCUUAGGGACAAACUCUGUGCCAAGCUUUGAAGAUCUUCCUGACUCCAGAAGUCGCUGGAUUUGUAACCUGAUUUGUAAGUUGAGUUUGUAAUUCACUGACAAGGAGGAACUGAAGGUUGUGUUUAGCUUUGCAGGUUUAGAUACGGGACUUUAGAGACCAGAGAAAUAGUGCAGCAGCAAUGGUGGUUGCCUGGCAACUGGCUGACCUGGGUUUGAUCCCUGGCACCGCAUAAGAUCCCCUGAGCACUGCCACCAGGAGUGAUCUCUGAGCACAAAGCCAGGGGAUAGAAGGAAGAAAGGAAAGAAGGAUAG